Messenger RNA from Laccaria bicolor S238N-H82, 543 nucleotides. RefSeq lists its product as uncharacterized. The transcript is spliced from 2 exons. NCBI's taxonomy places the organism in Eukaryota, Fungi, Basidiomycota, Agaricomycetes, Agaricales, Hydnangiaceae. The record is from RefSeq and is a predicted model, not a curated record. The coding region runs from base 1 to 543 and encodes 180 amino acids.
AUGUCAGCCAAUACCCGCGGUGGUCGUGCCAGGGAUGAAUUUAUACACAAGCAUUUCAAUGGAAGGAGAGACCCAAACAAAAAGGCCAAGCGAUGGCUAAUGACGUGCAAGUACUGCCCCAGUGACGUGGCAAAGGAGAUCGUCCACCGUGAUUCACGCUGCUUGAAGCACAUUGGAAAAACAAACGGAGAGGACAGUUGCAAAAACGUACCUGCAGAGGUCCGGUUGGAGGCAGCGUGCUUGUUGAUGAGGAAGGGCGGAAUUGAGGAGAUCCAGGUUUCAGAUGGGGAAAGUGAUGUGGUAGAGAUCGUGGACAGAUCUGCUGAGAAGAAGAAGAAGGUUAAUUCGGGAGAGGCAGUGGCAGUGAAACACCCAAUUGAGGCAUUUCUUGAUUGGUCAAUGAGUGUUGAGGAGAUGGAUAAAGCUAAUCUACGCAUGCUGAGGUUUUUUGUACAUGGAAACAUUCCUUUUUCUGUGGCUGAAAACCCAUUCUUCCUGAGAUGGUUGCAAUGCUUACGGCUGUCUUAUUCCCCUGCAUCUUGA